This is a messenger RNA of Cuscuta campestris, 1782 nucleotides long. The record is from the annotation of a GenBank genome assembly. NCBI's taxonomy places the organism in Eukaryota, Viridiplantae, Streptophyta, Magnoliopsida, Solanales, Convolvulaceae.
GUAAGAAUGACGAAGUUCUGCUCUGGACGGAUGCGGCAAUGGCGAUAACGUCACUACUGUGGAUAGAUAGAGUUGGAGCGGAAUGGCAUUUAUCCAUAUCCCCCCGCCCCCAUAUUAACGUCUCCCACUAGACUACGUAUCAACUAACUAUAAACUCUUACCCGACGCUUCAAUUCGUCCUCAGGCGAUCGACUCCCAAUUUACAAUCCAUUAUUAUAUUCUUCUUCUUCUUCUUCCAUUUGGCAUACAGAUUUGUUACAGAUCCAGGAUUCAUGGCGGAUGAUCGCCCCGGAAUCGACGCCGGCGCCGCUUUCGUCCUCGAAUCCAAAGGGGAAUGGUGGCACGCCGGGUUCCAUCUGACGACGGCGAUAGUGGGCCCCACCGUACUGACUCUUCCGUACACAUUCCGGGGACUGGGCUGGGGCCUCGGAUUCUUCUGCCUCACCGCCAUGGGACUCGUCACCUUCUACGCCUACUACCUCAUGUCCCUUGUGCUUGACCACUGUGAGAAGUCUGGGCGGCGCCAUAUCCGAUUCCGCGAGCUCGCCGCCGACGUCUUAGGUGCUGGGUGGAUGUUUUACUUUGUGAUACUCAUUCAAACCGCCAUAAACACUGGAAUUAGCAUUGGAUCUAUUUUGCUUGCUGGAGAAUGUAUCCAGAUCAUGUACUCAAACCUUUCUCCACAUGGAUCAUUGAAAUUGUACGACUUCGUAGCAAUAGUAACAGGAGUCCAGAUAGUUCUCUCCCAGAUUCCAUCCUUCCACUCCCUAAGGCACAUCAACCUGGUUUCACUCUUCCUGAGCUUGGGUUACACGUUUCUCGUUGUCGGUGCUUGCAUUCAUGCUGGUACGUCAAAAAAUGCACCGUCAAGAGAUUACUCAUUAGAAACUUCAAAGAUGUCACGAAUGUUCAGUGCAUUCACUUCCAUAUCCAUUAUAGCUGCCAUUUUUGGGAAUGGGAUACUGCCUGAAAUACAGGCAACUCUUGCACCGCCAGCAACUGGGAAGAUGGUGAAAGGGCUCACAAUGUGUUACUCUGUGAUUCUAGUUACCUUCUACUCUACAGCUAUCUCAGGAUAUUGGGUAUUUGGAAAUAAGUCCAAUUCAAACAUCCUCAAGAGCUUACUCCCUGACAAGGGACCUCCAUUGGCUCCAACGUGGGUAUUGGGUCUCGGGGUUAUAUUUGUUCUUCUUCAACUCCUUGCCAUUGGUUUGGUUUAUUCUCAAGUGGCAUAUGAAAUCAUGGAAACAAAAUCGGCAGAUGUGAACAAAGGGAAGUUCUCUCGGAGAAACUUGAUUCCAAGGAUAAUUCUCCGUUCCCUCUACAUGACACUAUGCGGGUUUCUGGCUGCAAUGUUACCCUUCUUUGGGGAUAUCAAUGGUGUAGUCGGAGCAAUCGGUUUCAUUCCACUAGAUUUCAUUCUCCCCAUGUUACUGUACAACAUCACUUUCAAACCUUCGAAGUCAUCCCUAACAUAUUGGAUUAACACGUCAAUCAUUAUAGUCUUUACAGGCGCAGGGCUGCUCGGCUCGUUCUCUUCUAUAAGGAAGUUGAUCCUUGAUGCCAAUAAGUUCAGGCUGUUCAGCAGUGAUGUUGUAGAUUAGUUUUCUUUUCUUCUUCUUAUAUUGUAGAGUAUAAGAACUUGCCCAUUAUGUAAUCCCUGUGAAUAGGAUUGCUAAGUUAUUCGAAGAUGGGUACAAUACCUGAUUGGAUCAAGAUCAAACUCGAGAUUUACAUGUCCAAGGAUGAUGACAAACAUGUUAAUCAAAAGCUUAAGAACCA